UCACGCACAGGCUCCGCCCCCCGGCUGCCCACUCCCGAAAGCUCGCCUGCGCCCGGGCCCCGGAAGCUGCCCCUUCUCGGGGGUCAUGAUGGGCAGCAAGAUGGCGUCCGCCACCAGGGUGGUUCAGGUAGUAAAGCCACAUGCUCCACUGAUAAGGUUCCCUAACAGAAGAGACAAUCCUAAACUUAGUGCCUCAGAAGCUAUGAGAUCAGCAGGGCUCCCGCCCCACUCUAUAAUCACACAGCAUUCUAAAGGAGGUAAAGCCCCAGGUUUGCUGAUGCAUCAGGGUCCACCAGACACUGCAGACAUAAUCAAAACCUUACCUCAGAAAUACAGAAGGAAACUCAUCUCUCAAGAAGAAAUGGAAUUUAUCCAACGUGGAGGUCCAGAAUGAUCCUUGUGGCUGCUGUUUGUCAUCAGACAAAAGAAUUAUCUUUGCAAUAAAGGACUUCCAAAAACACAAAUGAAAAAUUGUAUAUUAAGCAACCUUAAUAAAUAAAUAUUCUGCACAUAAAAAGGAAAUAUAGAAACUUGAAGUGGAUACUUGUAUCACCUAAUUUCUGUAACAUGGUUGGCCUCUCCACAAGCUCACUUUAUGUCCUUUGUACUUAUUAAAGUUUGCACUUUCAAAUGUUAAA
This is a messenger RNA of Jaculus jaculus (lesser Egyptian jerboa), 638 nucleotides long. It is a transcript of the gene Kgd4, whose product is annotated as mitochondrial ribosomal protein S36. Gene Ontology annotation, biological process: 2-oxoglutarate metabolic process. NCBI's taxonomy places the organism in Eukaryota, Metazoa, Chordata, Mammalia, Rodentia, Dipodidae. The transcript is spliced from 4 exons. Bases 86 to 394 code for a protein of 102 amino acids. The record is from RefSeq and is a predicted model, not a curated record.